Messenger RNA from Aricia agestis (brown argus), 884 nucleotides. It is a transcript of the gene mRpL47, whose product is annotated as 39S ribosomal protein L47, mitochondrial. Gene Ontology annotation, molecular function: structural constituent of ribosome. The record is from RefSeq and is a predicted model, not a curated record. Gene Ontology annotation, biological process: mitochondrial translation. The transcript has a single exon. Bases 77 to 838 code for a protein of 253 amino acids. Gene Ontology annotation, cellular component: mitochondrial ribosome; mitochondrial large ribosomal subunit. NCBI's taxonomy places the organism in Eukaryota, Metazoa, Arthropoda, Insecta, Lepidoptera, Lycaenidae.
UAAUAUAUAAUAACGUAGUAGAUGUAUUUAUUUUUUGGUUAGAAUUCGAAGUUUAUUGCGCUUUUAAUUAAAUAAAAUGAAUUCAAUAUUUCUGAAAGCAGUAAGAAAUAUUAAAACUCUGCAAUAUUUUCCAACUAAUGUUGUACGAGCUUGUGGAGCUACCAAAAGUUUACACACAACAAACGUUCGAAAUGACUUAAUGGAAUUUUUUGAUAUAAAAAAGAACUGGAAUGAAACAAAUAUUCGAGUAGGCAGAGCGUGGAAGCUGGAUGAGUUAAGAAUAAAGUCUAACACAGAUUUGCACAAGUUGUGGUAUGUAUUGUUAAAAGAACGAAAUAUGCUGUUGACGAUGGAGCAAGAAUGCUACGAAAAAAUGAACCUGUUUCCAAAUCCCGAAAGAAUCGAUAAAGUAAAAGAAUCGAUGGACAACAUUGAAAAAGUUAUCCGCGAAAGAAACAUUGCCUACUAUCAAUUAGAAACAGGGGAAACUGGAGAGAGACCUGUCGAAGACGUAGUUAAUUUGGUAGGAUUGCAGGAGAAAUAUGAAAAGAAAGAGUACCAUAUUCCUAGGUUUAUGAAUACUCGCUGGGUACAGUCCUAUUUAGAUCAUGGGUUGUUUAACAGUAUGGCUAUUAAGAAGUUCUACAGGCUUUAUAGAGAAAAACAACACAACGAAGAAAGGAAAGCAAGGAACCGUGACAUGAAUCAUGUGAUACAGUUAAUCAAGAGAUUCCCUGACAUGGAUAUGGAAAAACUGAAAGCUGAGUACCCUAAUGUAGAUAUAGAAAAAGCAAAACGGUCAAGGAAAUCAAGAGGUCACUAUGUCCCCAAAUAUUAGAAAUAUAUACAAAGCUAUAGUUGUAUUAAUAAAUAAUUUAAUGUUA